This is a messenger RNA of Neolamprologus brichardi, 971 nucleotides long. NCBI's taxonomy places the organism in Eukaryota, Metazoa, Chordata, Actinopteri, Cichliformes, Cichlidae. The record is from RefSeq and is a predicted model, not a curated record.
AUCAAAAUACACCUAAACAUCAGCAAACAUUAUUUGUUUUCCAGAUAUGACUGUAAAAAGCUGUGGGGUACCUUUCAGCAGGCCUAUGUGGACAAGGAUCCAUGUAAAGUUCUAGUGGAAGCUUAUGAUCCCCUGAUUGCUGCAGCCCCCUUCAAACCUCAGUGCAACAAAAUGAUGUUCUGGAGCAAAACAAAGGAUGUGGUCCAUGGUUUCACUGAGAAGAGAAAGGAUUGUUUUGUCACUUUGGAGGACACUCUGUUGGGAUCUGUCCUCGAUGGUCUGACCUGGUGUGGAAAAGAAGGCAGCAAGGAUACCUUCACUACUGGGUGUCCCAGAUGGUCAGAGUGUGAAAACAACCCUGUUCGCUCAUUUUGGAUUUGUGCCUCUGCUGCUUUUGCAGAUGUUGCCUGUGGUGAUGUCACGGCAAUGUUAAACGGAUCCAUCAACACGCCAUUCAAUCCUACAAGUAUUUUUGCAAGCGUUGAGGUGCCGAGGUUUAAUGCCUCUAGGGUCAAGAAGCUGAAUGUUGUUAUGGUCAUACAGAAGAACAACAUAUCAAACUGUAAUCAUUCAUCCUUGAAGAAUUUGACGCAAGCGCUAGAUAAAGGGAUAACAUACAGCUGCAAAGACGUGUCUGAAUCUCGUAUCCAGGAAUGCGGUGCCAAACCACAGAUAGCGUGUGGAGACUGCUGGUGAAGAUGUCUGAUGUCAGUCACAACAUGGUAGCAUUCAGUUACAGAAACAUUUCUAGUGUUUCCUUUUAACUUUUUAAAUAAAAUUUGAGAAUUUUUGUACAUGUAAAAUGUAUUUUUCUAAACAUGUAUGUUUCUAAUACAUUCCACUAUGACAAUGUACAUUUAAAUUUUAUGGGAUCUGAAGUUAAACUUCUUUGUUUUUUUAAACUAAACAAUUGAGUACCAUGCCAUCUCCUCGUUGGCAGAAUAUGCACUAUUUUUUCAAUAAAAUGCUGA